GCACAGACCUGUAAAGCAUGAUAUUGCAGUCUGGACUGUAGCCGAAGGAGGAGCUGAGCUGAUACAGCCACACAACCGAUUGUCUCCAUACAUACAGUACAGUGCUUUUCAUGGUAUGAAUUAAUUAUUAUCACUACUGCGGUCUAUCUCUGAAACAUGCCUCCCUCCUGAAUCUGGGGAAGGGGGAGGAAUACUAUGGGAAUCAGCAUGUAUUUCCUUCCUUGUACUGUACAUGCCUGAGACUGGAAGGGCUGCACCGCGGAUUUCACAUCCCAGGAUAAAGGUGCAGCAUUUGCUAAGAAGAAAAAAGGCUGCAUCUGAAUUAAAACAGUGGGAACUGUGCCUCUGCUGCAAUGUGGAAACUCAACAAGAGCAAAGUUCUUAUAGAGGAUUCACCUGAUGAAGAAAUGCAGGCUCAGCCAGAUCCCCAGAUCAAAGACCAACUGCUUCAAGAAGAAGUGCAGUCCCCUGUGUCUCAGCUUGCUACAAAGGAACUGCAGAAUUUAAAGACGAGUUUCUCUAGCAUGAAAGGGCAAGUUACAGUCCAAGGUGCCAGUUUUAGAGGAUGGAAGGAAGUGACCUCUAUAUUCAACAAGGAUGAUGAACAGCAGCUGCUAAAAGGAGCUAAAUGUCCUAAAUCUAAAGUAAUAUCUGUGAAACCAAAAGAAGACGUAAAGACAGAAAAGAAAGCUGGCUUUUGGGACAGUUUAGCAAUAAAACAGAACAUUCAGCCAAAGAAAGCCGACGAGAUUGAGGGUUGGGAACCUCCUCAUAUAACAGUAGAGGAGUCUCCGUCCUUUCCUGAUGAUGUAUUAGAUGAUCCCAAUUCCUGGCCCGGCUGGGAGGAUGAAACCAAAGGAUCCACAAAAUAUACAAACCUGACAAGUUCAGGAAAUAGCUCCAGGUGGAGCAUUAAAUCAGCUGGGAAACUGGUUAGUAUUCGAAGGCGGAGCAAAGGAAACCUGACAGAGAACUGGGAGGAGUUAGAAUGAAAACCAUAGCAAGUGAGCAAUAUGCAAUAUCUUUCCACUGUGAGGCUGCAGGUUUCAUGAUUUUCAUGUAAUUUUAUACCAAAUUCUAUUAAGUAUUGUAUACCCACUUUUAUAUUUAUCUAGAUCCUACAAAAAUAAAUUUGCACUUCUACUGUCUUCAAGUUAUUUAACAGAGCCGUUCUAAGAAACAGCUGGGAAAGGUGAGGGGGCUUCACCUGUGCCUACACUUUUAAAAAGAAAACUUGGUCGUACCAAAAAAAAAAAAGGAGAUUUUUCUCUGUGAAUGUAUACACUGGGUAUAAAAUAGACUGUCUUAGACUGUUACCAUUUGAAGCAGGGAUGUCAGACUGGCAGGUCCCAGUGGUUGCUGAAUUGCAUAUCAUUUUCCCGCCAGUUUCAGUAGCUUUGUAGGAUAUGUAGUUCAGCAACAGCUGUGGGGCAGGAGGACUAUUAGAGAUGUAGGUGUGUAACAGAUGGAGGGCCUUACGUUUGGCAUCCCUGAGAUAAAGUUAUUUGCCUUGCACAUUAAACUGUCAAGUGCCUGUAUUUCACCUUGCUAACGUAUUUGUGAUGCACAGCUUAAUUUAUUCAUAAGUUAAUUUAGUAUUUUUUUUAAGCAACUGGCUUCUUUUUAAUGAUUUGUGUUAUAGAAUUAAAGCCAAGUAUAUUAUGUGUAACAGAAUUAUUGGGAAAUGUUCAUUUCCAGUAUAUAUCUGGUGUAAUAAGUAUUAUUACUGACUAGAUACAUAAUACAGAACCUCUGAGGCAGCAGUGUUCAGCCUAUAACUCUCCAGCUGUUGCUGAACUACAGCUUCCAGUAUCUAGUUCAGCAACAGCUGGAGAUCGGCAGGUGCAUUAUAUUUUAGAAGAAUUUUGAUACAGUUGCAGCCGUCUCAGCUAAGUAAACUACAACUUCCAAAAUACUCACAGCUGGCUCUUCAGAGAAAUGCUAACAAACUUGGAGGACUUUAUACUUGCUCUAAAAUAUCAAAUAAAGUUAUGGGAUUGCUGAGCUUCUCUGUAUGAAUGUGAAGAAGAUAUGAGGGUACAUUCACUUACCCAGACAUUGUGAGCAAUUUUACCCAGACAAGUGCAAUUUUGGCAACAUUUUUUUCCACAAUGCAAUGGUUUUUCCCAAAAUUCAUGUUUUAUUGCAGGCGCAAUGUGGUUGCUGAAUCAGAAGCAAUAGCACUACCAACGACUAACUGUGAUGUGUCUGGUGCAGCUGUAUCUGAGUCAAAAUGGACCCUAUCAGAUAAAUAAGAUGCAGUUGCAGCGAAUACUUCCAGUCCGGCAGCAGAUGCAGAUUAGUUGCUAGUAUGCUGCAUGUAUUAAUGCAAGGUGCUGAGCUCCAGGGUUUGCACAGCACUGUGCGCAAUAGCCGCAGCAUCAUUCAAUUAGUAACGAAAGGCAGGAAGGACUGAUCAGCACUUGGACACAAGUACCUUUAAUUAAAGUGGUCUUAAACUUAGUGAGGGUAAACGCCCAAGUUGCCCACUGUGUCUGUGGAUGUAAUAAGCCCUAUGAAGUGUUUCCCUCAUAUCCUUUUCGCCACACUAUUUGUGCAGAGCAGCUCCAGCAUGCCUUUGCUUGCUUCACUGGAAGCAGCACUAUGGGAAAUGUAGUUCUGCAACAGUUGGAGCAGCUCCAUUCCCUGAUUCAAACUCUUCGUCAUGCAUUUUCUUUCAAGAGCUUUGCAGAAGAAAUGGAGAGAGCAUUACAAUAUUAUUCCACCGUAAGGGUUGCUUGUUAAACGUACUGCUGAGGGGUGAGGUUAAAGGCUAAACCUUACAAAGAAGAAUUCCAGUUGACACCUGUAGUGCAAGAGAGCUAUGCAAGGUAGCAUUCAUUAUUUAUAUUGUUCUUAUUGUUUGUUUUUGUUAGUGUCACUGUUAGAGUACACCCCCAAAAUAUAUGCUUUGUAUUUUUUCAUCUUGAAUAAAGAACUAAGCUCAACCAAGAAA
This is a messenger RNA of Xenopus tropicalis (tropical clawed frog), 2956 nucleotides long. RefSeq names its product testis development related protein (gene tdrp). Bases 354 to 992 code for a protein of 212 amino acids. The record is from RefSeq and is a predicted model, not a curated record. Gene Ontology annotation, biological process: spermatogenesis. The transcript has 6 exons. NCBI's taxonomy places the organism in Eukaryota, Metazoa, Chordata, Amphibia, Anura, Pipidae.